AUGCCUGGAUGGAGGUCUCAGUGGCGUCUUGUCCUGCUGAACUCCCUGACCUGUGGCCUGGAGAUCUGUGUGGCAGCUGGGAUCACAUACGUGCCCCCACUGCUGCUGGAGGCUGGAGUGGAAGAGCGCUACAUGACCAUGGUGCUAGGUAUUGGUCCAGUGCUCGGCCUCCUGUUCAUCCCUCUGAUUGGCUCAGCCAGCGACCACUGUAACAGUAGUUAUGGCAGGCGACGGCCUUUCAUCUGGCUCCUGUCUCUGGGAGUCCUUCUGGCACUUUUCAUCAUUCCCCACGCUGAUGUGUUGGCUGCUCGCCUCGCCUGGGGUGGGCGAACCCUCCAGGUGGGCUUUCUUAUCCUUGGAGUGGGACUUCUUGACUUUUGUGGACAAGUGUGCUUCACGCCAUUGGAGGCUCUCUUGUCGGACCUGUAUCGGGAUGAGGAAGACUGUGGCCAAGCUUUUGCCAUGUUCUCCUUCAUGGUCAGCUUGGGGGGCUGUGUGGGAUACUUGCUUCCUGCACUGGACUGGAGUCGUGGUCUGCUCUCAGUUUACUUAGGAGGGCAGGCGGAAUGCCUCUUCUCCCUCCUCAUCCUCAUCUUUGUCUCCAGUGUGCUCAUCACCAUGAAAGUGUCAGAGGAACCUUCGUGUUCCAGCGGCAGCUUGGCGGGAUCGGGGUCUUUACUGGAUUCCGGAGCUGCUGCGAUGGAGGCGGGCCGGUGUGGUGUGCCACGCUCAUGCUGCUACCUGCUCAAGUGCAAGCUGAGGCUGCUGAAGUCUGGACCCCUGCUGUGUUUGCUGAGAACGUGCUGGUCCAUGACCCCGGCCAUCUACAGGAGCUACUGCCAUGUCCCUCGGGUGAUGAGGCAGCUGUGUGUGGCUCAGCUCUGCAGCUGGAUGGCCGUCAUGUCUUUUAUGCUUUUCUACACAGACUUUGUGGGUGAGGGGCUGUACGAGGGUGUGCCCAGUGCAUUACCAGGAAGCGUGUCCAGACAAAGAUACGAUGAAGGUAUCCGUAUGGGCAGCCUGGGUUUGUUCCUGCAGUGUGCUACCUCAACGUUCUUCUCACUGGUCAUGAGUCGACUGGUUCGCCAUUUUGGUUCCCGAUGGGUCUAUCUGAGCAGUAUGGUGAGCUUCACGGCGUCUGCUUUGGUCAUCUGCAUGUCCAAAAGUGUGGUUUUGGUCACCGUAAUGGCGGCCCUAACCGGCUUUGCGUACGCCACGCUGCAGACAUUGCCCUACACGCUCACCUGCCACUACCACAAGGAGAAAGAGGUCUAUAUGCCAAAAAGGAAAACCAAAAGCGUGCAUAAAAACGGUAUUGCAAACAAGCGGGACUCCGUGUUUUUGACCCCUGUGGAAGAGGAGGUUGGACUGAACCACAAAACAGGGGCCACCUAUGAACAUCCCUUUUUCAACCAGGACAAUUACGAGUUCUUCUCCAGCCCACAUGGCCAGAACGGCUCGUCCCACGGCUCUGGCGGUGCCGAGCAGGACGAGGCGGAGCCGGGUUACGAGAAACGCGGCGUGGGCUUGGACUUUGCCAUUCUAGACAGCACCUUCCUGCUCUCUCAGGUUUUUCCCACCCUCUUCAUGGGCAUGAUCGUACAGUUCGCUCAGUCCGUCACUGCCUACAUCGCCUGCUCCGCCAUCUUUGGCGCCGUCGCCAUCUACUUGGCCAGUCAGAUUGUCUUCGACCAAAAGGACCUGAAAAGCUGAGGACGUAAAAGGCGUCAGGGGCGAUGGAAUAACGAACAAUCAGUCAAGUCAUUCAGGCUCCGUGGGUGGAACUCAACAAUGCACUACAAUUCCCAGAAUGCCUUGCUCUAGUAAUACCAUUUGUUUGCUUUUGUAUUGUGGAAGUGUGUGUCCUUUAAGUGGCGUGUGGCAGGAUACAAGAGAAAGUGUCAAACAAAGGAGGAGAUUUUCUGCUAAUUUCCUUGUUUGCGCAGGGAUUGUUAGCGCUAACCUAAAAGUCAACACCAACUCUAUGCUUGGGUCACGUGUGGUCUUUACAGAAAGGUAUUGAAAUACUCCAGAAAUCCCCCUAAAUAUCUUUUUUUUUUCCUUUCCGCUACAUUAUGAUAACAUCUGUCCAUUGUCCUUUUUCUCAGGUACCACCAAACAGAUUUACUGUAGAACUCACCAACCUCUGAUGCACAGCUUACUACAUUUUUACAUGUUUUUUUUUUUUUUCCACCACCACUUACAGUUUUUUGUUCAUACAUGCCAUAUUUGGCUCGCAUAGGCUCAUCUGCAGCCUCACAAAUCCACUUUGGGUUAUGUUGUUACUGAGGGAGGCCUGUUGUCCUUCACAUACUGUUGGCAAGAUGGAAGGAUAAUUCUGUCUUAUUUAAAUAUAUAUAUAUAUAUAUAUAUAUAAAAUACAUAUUUUUUUUUAAAUCAGCAAGAAAGAUUAAGACCAACACAUUUUCCCCUUGUUCCUUCCCAUUCAAAAAACGGAAUCACAGGUGUGAAAAUCGAAUGAAUCUGAUGGAAAAAGACAAAUUCACCUGAUCUUCUGGCCUUGUCCCCUGCUCUGUGUCAUUCGUUUACUAAUGAGCAGUCUUACUGUAAAUAUUUUGUAUACAAAUUUACUGUAUAUCCCUAUGGGAAUUUUGUUAUGCAACCUGUUGAGGUGAGGUUUAUCGACUGUGGUGGCUUAAGAAUGAAGCUCUUUACUGAAACUGGAAACAUUUUAUCAAACGUCCUGAUAAUCAAGAGAAUUGUUUGCAUUGCUCAUUCUUUUCUAAUGAUGCUUCUGAUCAGGAUAAGUGUCUCAGGUUAGUGUGCUGUUUUUUGUUUUUGUUUUUUAAUGUCCCAUCCUCAUUUUAUGCCACUGAUAAAACACUUUCCUUGUUGCCUAAACUCUCAUAUUUUACUUCAUUCUCUAGUGACAAUCUAGUACAUCCAGAUGGGCUGGUUAUGUAACGCUGUAUGUAAACAUGUCAGAAGGAUGAUGUCUAAUGUAAGCCCACUUCAUAGCACCCAUUCCUUAAAGACCAAAAAAAAGAUAAGUCAUGCAGUAUAUUACAACAUUUGGUUACUGAGCGUAGGCACUAUACAUUGACGUGCUGAGGGCCAAGCAAAGUUGGUGUGUGUGUGUGCAUGUGUAUAUGUAAGGAUGGGCAGCGAAAAAGCAUGAGUAAUAUUUAAGUGUGAGGCUUAUGGAGAGUGAUAGGACUCAAGUGGACAGUUUCUGCAAUCACAUCACUUCUAAUGAACUGUACUGACUUGAGUCUAAAUGAUGAUGUAUGUCUAAGUGCAUUGUGGCCUUGAGGUUUUUUUUUUUUUUCCUAAAUCGCCCAGUCAAUGUAAACACCAUGUUUGUGUUGCAACCAUCAUUUUGCAACCAGGUAUGUGAUCCCGAAUGUGCUGUGAUGAAUCCCUUUUAACAGAUACAAACAGACCUGAAUCCUGAUGUUCUUGCCCGGCGCGUGCUCUGUAUGGGAGAAGUAAAAAACUGCAGAGGAUUUGUUUGAGGUGCAGAAAAGAACAUCUUCACCCUGAAAUGAAAAGAUUAAUAUUGUUUCACAGUAGCAGGAGUCACAGAAAAAAAAGGUUGUUUUUCAAGUGCCUGUACAUUUUUCAAAAGAACAUUUGUACAUAUGUAUUUAUUUAUUACGCUUUUAUUAAAAACAAAAAAUAGCAUGUAUUCAACUAUUGGCCUUUUUGGCAUCUAGGUGCAAAGGUGAAGGCUGUUUCUGUGAAAAAAAAAAAAGAUAAAUUAUUUGUAUAGAUGUGGUAUAAAAGCAUCCUCAAAGUUAUAAUUUAUUUUAGCAUUACCCACUUUAGAUUUGAGAACUUCACAGAGGUUACUGCUGAUGCUUUCCGUCAGUAUCCGUAUGGGCUGCAGAUGAGAAUACUGAAUACGUAGACAUAACUCUAUUCCCGUCACACAAUUGCUUUGUGAUCUGGGUUUUGUGGUGGAUCUAGUGCAACUAAAAAACCUGUCUAUUUGUCAACACUGCUUUAUGUGGGUCUUAUAUAACCACUUAUGUCUUCUAAUCAGAUGUCUGUUCUAUUGUUUCAUUAACAGAUGGACAUUACAGAUACCUUGGGUGGCAUUUUCAGUCCCCGCUUUUCAACCAAAUGUCCUGUUUAACUUAAAAAAAAAAAAAAAAACAGCAAAAAAGUGCCAAUGGCCAGAAUUUAAGGCCAGCUAAGUCAUUGGGUUUU
Messenger RNA from Sphaeramia orbicularis (orbiculate cardinalfish), 4173 nucleotides. RefSeq names its product solute carrier family 45 member 3-like. The transcript is spliced from 5 exons. Gene Ontology annotation, biological process: transmembrane transport. Bases 1 to 1713 code for a protein of 570 amino acids. Gene Ontology annotation, molecular function: sucrose:proton symporter activity. The record is from RefSeq and is a predicted model, not a curated record. Gene Ontology annotation, cellular component: membrane. Lineage: Eukaryota; Metazoa; Chordata; Actinopteri; Kurtiformes; Apogonidae.